AAAAAGCGCCAAGUUCCAUCCAUAGAAUGCGAGUCGGUAGUCAAGUGUUUACUAAUGUAACAUCAAAUACUGUUUUGAUAGAGGAGAAGCUUGGAGGCUGUUAAUGGCUAUGUUUAUGUUAUAAUUUAACAGUGACCAGUCCAGUGUAGACAUCAGCUGUUCUGCGGUUGCGCAAUGCCAGGUCUUCAGGCUGACGCCGUGGUGGCCGCUUUGGGCAGCCCCAUCAAGAAAAGCAAACUGUCUCUGAAGUUCUUUCAGAAGAAGGACACCAAGCGAGCGCUAGAUUUCUCCGAGACACAAGCAGAAGAGCAGAAUGCACAGCCUCUGGAAACAGAAGAAACUGCGAGUCUUGACCAGGUCGUGCCAUGCCCAUGUCCAUCAUCGCCCGUUACCUGUGAGCGGAGGGAGGUCCUUGUGCCCUUUGUCGGCUUAAAUAACCUUGGCAAUACUUGCUACCUGAACAGCAUCCUGCAGGUCCUGUACUAUUGCCCUGGUUUUAAAGAGGCAAUCAAGAAGCUGUACAAGCUGUCCAAGGGCCAAAAUAAGCAGAAGAAGGUCUUGAAGGAUGAGGAGCAGCAGGAGGGCUCUGCUGUGGAGGCAGGAGAGGGGGAGCAGGAGCUGCAGGCGCCGGCACAGGUGGAGCUACUGGCCAGUUUCCACAGUCUCAUCACCUCUCUAGAGCAACUGCAGUCCAACUUCCUGGUCAGUCCCAGCAAAUACGGCGAGGGCGAGCUCGCCACUCCUCCACGCAAACUGCUCAACUCCCUCAGGCAGCUGAACCCCAUGUACGAGGGCUAUCUUCAACACGAUGCCCAGGAGGUGUUGCAGUGCAUCCUGGGAUACAUACAGGAAGCCUGCGACAUCAUCCGCAAAGAGGAGCCAGAGACCACGUCGGGGAAGGAGGAGACCAAAGAGGAGGAUGGAGAAGGAGGUGCAGGAGGGGGAGCGGACGGCCAGCUGAGCGGGAAGAGGAAGAGUGACACCGAGGCGGGGAACGCCAAGAAGAAGCCCAAGUCCCAGGGCAAGAACCAUAACACCACCAGCCAGGAGGAAGAGGAGCUGCAGCAGCCUGCAACACGAUCCAAGAGGAAGUCUUCAGGUGACAUCAGUACAGAGGGAGCUGGUGAUCAGCUUGCUAAUGGCCACCAGGAGGCAGGGCAGACGGAGGAGGAGGAAGAGAAGGUGGAGAAGGAGAAGGAAGAGGGGAGUGAAGUGGAGGAAGCAAAGCUGCCGGAGCUCCCCAAGGAAACGACAAGCAAAAGGAAGAAGCGAGCACGACUGAGUUGGUUAAAGUCGUCGUCCUCUUCCUCCUCCUCCUCAUCGACAUCCUCUGGGAAACAGCCCAGCAUCUUCUCCAAGUUUCGGAGCAUGGGCCGCCUGACCAGCCACUUGGGCGGCCGCUCUGAAACCAAAGAGGAGCAGGAGAAGGAGGAGGCCCGUAGGCCGCAAGAUCAGGACCAAACAGACGACACCGCACUCACGUUAGCGCAGACCAGCGCUCAGUGUAAGGACGGCAAACCCCAGAGCGAAGAGACCCAAAGCUUGGAUGUAUUGAAGAGCCUGUUCCAGGGGCAGCUGGUGCUCCGGACGCGCUGUCUGGAGUGCGAGUGCUUCACGGAGCGGCGGGAGGACUUCCAGGAUAUCAGUGUCCCCGUGCAGGAGGACGAGCAGACACCAAGGGACUCUGGCUCAGAGAUCUCUCCAGAGCCCAAGCCAGAGCUGAAGACCCUGAAGUGGGCCAUCUCCCAGUUUGCCUCGGUGGAGAGGAUCGUGGGGGAGGACAAAUACUUCUGCGAGACAUGCCGCCACUACACAGAGGCCGAGAGGAGCCUGCUGUUUGACAAGACCCCCAGUGUCAUCACCAUCCACCUCAAGUGCUUUGCUGCCAACUCCUCAGAGUUGGACCCGUACGCCGGGCUGUCGAAGGUGAACACGCCUCUGCAGACGCCCCUGCAGCUCUCUCUGGAGGAGUGGAGCACGGGCGCGGCGCCCCCUGGCGGACAGCAGCAGCAGCACUAUCAGCUCUUCGCCGUGGUCAUGCACAGCGGCGUCACCAUCAGCAGUGGCCAUUACACCACCUACGUCCGCAUGUCGGACCUCCAAAAGCUAAGCCUAAGUAGGGAGGAAGGGGAGGAUGAGAGCGAGGUGAUGACACAGGCUGCCAAGAAAGUGGAGACGUCGACCCAGGAGUACGACGAUGGGGAGGUGUCCUUUAGCCUGAGUGGCCGGGUUGGUGGCGGUGGCGGUGGUGUUGGUGGUUGUUGUGUCAGCUCGGCCUCCGCUGCCUCCCCCUCAGCCAAACCAGGGACCAAGAAGUCCCUGGAGGGAGUGGGCCUGCUGGGGGGCCAGAGGAGCCUGGCCACCUACGACCUCGCCGGCAGCAGCAAGCACCAGGGCGGCACUGACAAGAGCGUGUUUCCCUCCGGCUCGCAGCCGCUCGGCAGCGCAGCAGCAGCAGGGGUGAAGAAAGAGAAAGAGGCCACGGCGGUUGGGGAGCGGAGGUGCGUCGGUGCCGGUGAUCUGCAGAACCUUCUGGACUACGAGGGGAAGUGGCUGCUGUUUGACGACUCUGAGGUGCGGCUCUACGAGGAGGAGGAGUUCCUGCGCGCAUGCUCGCCCGACACGUGCAGCACCUCCACGCCAUACCUGCUCUUCUACCGCAGGGUCCCGCAGCACAAAUGAGGCACGCAGCGCACUCUUCUGCCCCCCUGUCCAGCUCUCAGUAUACCCACCCCCGCCCCGCCCCUGUACAAAGAAGCUGGGGUGGAUUUCUCGAAACCAAAGUUGCUUACUACAUUAGCUACUUUGUUGUUUUCAAUGCGUUUUCCCAUUGGCAACUAACUACAUAAGUUGCCAACAACUUCUCUUUUGAGAAAUGCACCCCUGGUUUGGUGGUAAACCAGGUGAAGUUCACCUUCUGGUAGAGGUAGAGCAUCUAAUAGAGGAACCUGGAGUCCUCAUUGUCUUACAGGUGGGGUUGCAAGUUAACCAUCCUAAGAAAAUGUACUAUUGUGACAUCACGUUGGGGGUUCCACAGGCUCAUAGGAGUCUAUGUAAAAUCUUAGAAUCCUGGGGGAGUUCCCCCAACGUGAUGUCAUACCUGCAACCCCACCCAAAUGAUGCCUGCAGAUACAUCUAUGAGCAGGUUUUUACCACUUCCUGAAGGUGAACUAAGCCUGGUUUAUAACUUGACCAUGUUCUUAGUAUCAUCCCCCCCUGGACAUGAGAUGCCCCAGCCUUGCCAGAGACUUGCAGCACCUCCAUGCCCUACCUGCUCCUCUUUCACAGGGUCCAUGAGCAGACACGGGGCACUCUUGCUAACUGCCCACCCCCCCAGCUUUCUGUAUCAGAUAUAAAAUACCCCGUCACCCACCCCUCAUUUCACGCUGUCUUAUUAGACGUGCUCUUGCUCAUCCAUAGAUAUGAACCACUAAAUGCUGUGUUCAGCCUAGAUGUUGUCAUAGAUGGUAUCGACGCCACCUACAGGACAAUGUGCAUAUUGCAUUGUCAACGACUGAUGGCAGCAAUAUCCUAACUAAAAUUUGUGGUGAUCUGACUUCAGGCAGUAGUUCCAAUACAAAGGAAUGAUGGGCACAGUAUCUAGUGUUCCUAUCUAUGUAGCUCAUCUUCUAGUCCGCUCUCCAGCUCUGUAUCAGAGUUUUUAUUUCCAUGUUCUGUCAUUUGACCUGCCCUUGACUUUUUUUUAAUUUCUUUUUUAAUCCUCAGACUUUUCCUCAUUUGGGACCGCACCUUGGCACUUAAAACAGUGCAUCUUCUGAAAACUUGCCCUUGUAUGGAAAGUGUCCGCCCCCCACAUUGUAUGACCAGAUGUAAUGACUUCUCAUGCACUGGGUCCUGUUUUUAGAUAUGUUUUGUUUUAUAAAGAGCACAAUAUAUUAUUGUAUUUUUCUUGCUAUAGCUAGCUACAUGUCUACGUUUAGAGAGAAUAUCUGUGCCCUCCAUCCUUGCUGUACUAUAAGAUGACUAGUUAAGCUUAAUGUGUAGUGAUUCUUGGUUACACUUUUCUCCUGGACCAGCUAUACUAGUUUUGGGAAACAUUUAUUUUUGAAGAACAUCACCAGUUAUCAAAAAAGAAAUCUUUGAUGGGAUACUAGGACUGGGACGAGUCCAUUCAGUUAACGUGUGUAAGCUAUUCAAAGGACAAUUCAACCGAUUUCAACAUGCAUAGUGCUCAUGCUACCCGCAGCUUGUCAGCCCUGUCUUUCAUCCUGGGGUGCAUUUCUCGACAAUGUUGUUGCUAAGUUAGGAACUUAAUUGGUUGCAAUGCAAUUUCCCGUAGGUAUUUAAGUUGCUAACUGAUUGGCAACGAUGCUUUCGAGAAACGAUAAUCUGGCCAGCUAAUGGGGGCAUGGGUUUAUUUACUACUUUUUUUUAUAUAGUAAAAUACUCAUAUCCCCACCAUGUAGUGCUGUGACCUACAACACAGCAUUAACCUGGAACGAUACUUUGAGCAUGUAAGACCUUACAAAUGCCAUGUGAACAAAGUAUGCCCCCAGUUAUUUGGCCAGGAUCUCAACAAAAAGGGUGCUGCAUCUAAGGGGAAUAGACAAGUCAAGGGUAGUGUCAGCAAUGAGAGUGGAUAUUGAAAUCGGCCCGAAUUUCCCUUUACGUUUCAGUAGGAUCCAGUCAGAAUCACAUACUGAUGGCAAGGAUAAAAAUGUACCUCAUUCCAACAAUUCCCCCCCCCCCCCCUUUUUUUUUAACAUGCCAGGUCCUCAAUAUAAGCAUUCUGAAAUAUUUGACCAACCACCAUCAGUUCUGGUGGAAGUUCACCAAAGCAAAAGUCUGGAAUCUAACUUUUCUAAAGAAAAUGCUUUGCUAAGGUUGUUUUACAGGAUCUUUGUCCAUUCAUCCUGUGUGAUUUCCAUCUCUUUGUGGAAGCUCUUGUACACCCUAUUAAAACACCAGCAAUAUCCUCA
Molecule: messenger RNA, 4940 nt
Organism: Engraulis encrasicolus (European anchovy)
Lineage: Eukaryota; Metazoa; Chordata; Actinopteri; Clupeiformes; Engraulidae
Gene: usp1
Product: ubiquitin specific peptidase 1
Exons: 10
Coding region: 175-2682 (835 amino acids)
Biological process (GO): protein deubiquitination
Cellular component (GO): cytosol; nucleus
Molecular function (GO): cysteine-type deubiquitinase activity
Source: RefSeq, a predicted model, not a curated record